UGUCAGCGGUCCUCCUUCAUAGCAUGUCCGCUAGGCUUCAUCCGCCUGUCUGGCCCUCUCUUCCUAUAUUAUAAUAUUAUUAUAUAUUUUGUGGACACUUAUGGUACCUUGCGCCGGAAAGUAUAGCCUUAUCAUUUUUUGAUUUUCGGGUGCCAACCGAAAUUAAAAUUAAAAUGGUGGAAGCACUUAAAUCAACCCAGAACAAUAAUGAUACAAUUAAAAAAAUUGUUUUGAGUAAAGAGGGUAUAAAAACAUUUAUAAAAAAAGAAUUAUAUGAAUUUGUAUCACCAGAAACAGUCAACUUUUUUUCAAGAUUUAAAAUUUCAGCUGACUUCAUAGAUUUCCACCCGGAUAAUUGGAAAGAAAGAGAAGACUAUAAAAAAGGAAUUAAUAUUUUAACAGAGUUAUCAGUCAUAAAUGAUGUUGCAGAAAGAGGCGUUAAGUUAAUUCAAGAAUACAAUAGUAUACUGACGAAAGAUGAAAAUCAAAAACAAUUUCUAUUACAAGUUGUAAAUGAUUAUAGAACAAAUUACCCUGACUGUAAAAAAAAUACAUUAAUUCGUUCGUAAUUAAUAAAUAUUUUAUUUGAAUGUAACGUAUAUAAUUUUCACAUUGUAUUACUCCAUUGAACCACUUUCUAUUUAUUUUUAAUGACACCAAUAUUUAUGUACUUGUGUAAAUAAACGUUUUUUUUUUUUUUAAGAUUAACUUUUCCACAGAAAUUAAUAGAUUUACGAGAAAUUUUGUCGGAACAUUUUUAUAGAGAGUACCUGAAUUAUUUAGGUCCUAUACAAUUUUAUGCUAAAUGCAAUAUAUAAUGAAUUAAAUCAGAAUAACCCUAAAACUACCCUAUUUGAUGAAUAUUCAUCCCUCUUGCGGCACCUGAAGGGGAUUAUUAAUCAUCCCCAAAUCUUACCCACAUAACUUUUGUAUGGUUAUGAAAAAAUUGGGAGUGUGAGAAAUCAAAAAUAUUUAACUUUCCUUACCCUCCUACUAUAUAAGGGCCACCUAUGUAAUGUACAUACGAUAUAGCCAUAUUAUAGGUCAGUAGUUUUCAAACUGGGUCAAAUACAUUCAUCAAAAUAAUACAUAUUAUCAUAAUAUUCACAUAACACACCAUUAUAUAGCAUUAAAUAGGAAGCAAUAGUAUCAAAUAGGUAUGACCAUUGAGAUGUUAAUUGUUCUAUGGUAUGGGUGGGAAGUCUCAUAGGUUAUUUAAACAAAAUUAUUACUAAUGUAUAUGUUCAUAAGUACAGUAAAACUUCUUUAAGACGGAAACCCCGGUACCACGGGCAAUUUUUUUGGUCCCGAUUUAAAUAUAUAAUGAAUGUGAACCCCGUAAAGUCAGAAACUAUGUUGAGACGAAAAAAUUAAACGGUCCCAAGCAAAUCCGUCUUAGAGAGGUUUUACUGUGUAAAACAUGUUAUAUACAUGUUAUAAUGUUCUUAGACCAAAAAAUAUAAAUUACAUUUUAUAAUCAACUUUGAUUUUUUUAAUACAUAAUAUUAUGAGUAUAUACAAUGUUUUAUUAUGUAAUUAGUUACGAUAAUUUAUAAUAAAAAAAAAAAAUAUAUUAGUCAUUGCAUAAAUUAAUUAAUGUAUUAUACAUUUUUUACACGGAUGGU
This is a messenger RNA of Metopolophium dirhodum (rose-grain aphid), 1625 nucleotides long. RefSeq lists its product as uncharacterized. Bases 174 to 569 code for a protein of 131 amino acids. The transcript has a single exon. NCBI's taxonomy places the organism in Eukaryota, Metazoa, Arthropoda, Insecta, Hemiptera, Aphididae. The record is from RefSeq and is a predicted model, not a curated record.